Triticum aestivum (bread wheat) is the source of this 2524-nucleotide messenger RNA. RefSeq names its product CASP-like protein 5A1. The record is from RefSeq and is a predicted model, not a curated record. Gene Ontology annotation, cellular component: membrane. The transcript is spliced from 4 exons. Bases 274 to 798 code for a protein of 174 amino acids. Lineage: Eukaryota; Viridiplantae; Streptophyta; Magnoliopsida; Poales; Poaceae.
GCCACGAGCGCUCAGCUCCCCCUCGGUCAAUCCCCUCCUCGCAUUCCCCCUCUUUCCCGAUCCCCUAACCCUAAGGCGACGGCGCCGUCGUCAGCCCCGCAUCUCCCCUUUCACGGCGACCUCUCCCAGCGCCAUCUCGUCGUCAUCCGAUCUGGAGGAGCACGUGGACGCCGGGAACGCAGCACGGAAGCGAGCGCGCCGUCGGUCCUGCCUCCCCUGGUUCCUCGCCGAGCGCCACGACCACGACAACGAUCACCAAGAGGAGGCAGGAAAAUGAGUCAUCCGGUCGUGCACCCGAUGGAGGUGGAGGUUCAGGCGGGCCAGCAGCCGCAGGUUAGAAUGGAUGACGUGCCAGGCAAGCCUGGCACGCUUUGCGGCCUUGGAUUGCGGUGUGCUCAGUUCAUCUGCGCUUCCAUCACGCUCUCUGUGAUGGCGAACACUCACUUCAGGCCCUUUCCUUCCUUUCGCUUUGUCAUCGCAGCUGUUGGUUUGUUGUUCUUGUGGAGCCUAGUACUGGCCCUGUUGGACAUCUACGCGCUACUUGCCAAGCGUCAUUUACGACACCCUCUGCUGAGUCGGCUUUUCUCCGUCGGAGAUGGGAUCACAGCAGUAACUAUGUACAGCGCAGCCUGCAUGUCAGGUGCUGUUUCCAGGUUCUUCAGCGACAGUGAGCUGUGCACAGCAAACCACUGUGUUAGCUACGUGAUUGCUAUAGCAUUUGCGUUCUUAGGUUGUGUUGCAAUUUCCCCAUCUUUUGUGCUGAACCUUAGUUCGUGGAUGGCAGCUUUGCCCCAUUAGGCAUUUAGACUAGGUGAGUUAGUUGUCUUUUUUUUAUUUUCUCCCUUUUAUGCAACCUUGGAUAUUUUGUGACGAAGGUGUUCAGCGAACCUCAUGUUUCGAUGCACGAACCCAAUGUCUACCCCCAGGAAAUUCAAUUUGUAUGAGGUAGCGAAUCAUGAAUCAGGCAACUAUGCUCAUAAUCACUAUCUAAACCAUCUACCUAUACUUUUCUCAGGAUCAAUAGAAAAUUAUUGUAUUGUAAGCCCCUCUGAAACUAUGUUAUCAUUUCAUUAGCAUGAUCAUAUUUGCACCAUCCACUCCCUUUGUGAUAUUAAUGAACUAUCUUGCGAUUGGCAAGAUUGUUCUUGCCUUGUUAAAUAAAUCGGACUAGCUGACUGCCCAUGUUUUACCUCUAUUGUCGACAUAAGUUCCACUCAUAUUAGGCUCAACUGUAGGGAGUUUUAAACACAGUUUUUUAGGGAACAUGAAUUUUUUGACCAAUGUUUUUGCUUUGUUAAAGAAAAAUAAAUGAUUAAUGUGGAAAUGCUAACUUGUCUGUGUUACACAAGAUUACGUGAGCACAUGUAUGUUAAGGGAUGAAAAUAAACUUGUCCGUUCUAUUUGACAUUAUUGAUCCAGUUCCUAGAAUUUCUGAAGAUUAUCACUGAGAGACUACUUGCUGGGGUGAUAAUACAUUCUAUAUUAAUUUUACCAUUGAAAGAAUGUUAUUUAGCAUUUCUCUACUUUGGAUAGUUGCAUUAUGAUUGUCAGAAGAGAUACCUUAUAGUGAAUUCAUGAUGGUUGCAAUCUUAUACAUAUAUUGCAUGAAAUGAAAAUGUCUACUUAAUGUGUGCUCCUUAAUACAUUGUGACCAAUUUGAGCUCACUGGAGCAUAAUAACACAAUUUAUCUCCAGAUGAUACGUGUGAUGCAGAAGCAGUUUUGGUGACAGCCAAUUUAAGCUCACUGAUGCAUAAUACCACAAUCUAUCUCUUAUGAAGAUACGUGUGAGGCAAAAGCAGUUUUGGUGAGGGUGAGGUGAAUUUUCUGUAGCCAAGGUGCGUUGGUCCCGUUUACAUUAUCAAUCUGAAUCCUAGGUGUGUUUUUAAGGAAACAACUUUGGCAUAAGGGCAGAGACAAAGUAUUUUAACGUGUUCAUGGAAGGAUGUACUAUUGUCUAUUGAUAUAACCCUAAUUACUGAAAAGAGACUACUAUAUUCUUCUCUGAUAUAUUGAGAUGGACUGGCCCCUUUAUAGAGUAGACAAGACUUGACCGACAAGCUGGUAGGUCUGUUCAAACUCUUAAUACGAUUUCUAAGCCGACUGGACUCUUUCCUCACAAAGGUCCUUCAUUAAUUAACAAAGGUCCUUAAUUAAUUAGGACACUAAUCAAGGAAUAAGGCCCACGUUUGAUUGAUUGGGCCACAUAACAUCCCUACCUUUCUUGAAAAACAGCUUGUCCGCCUCGAUUGUGCGCCAGCCACUCACAGAAAAACUGCUCGCACCUGUUGAACCAGGAGGAUCUACCGAGCCAUCAUAUGUUGGGAAGUCAAGCUUGUGGAUGCGGAGCACACGAGAACCCAAACCUGAGUGGAGUUGAUGAUUAGGACAGGGGCGAAAGGGUGGUGAUGGGCGGGGUGGAUCCAUAGAUGGGUUGUGGAGGGGGCGCGCCCAUAACGGCGUAUGAAAUAGAUUGGCAGGUGGAGGCAUGAAAGCUGCUGAUGGUAGUGCUGUUGCUGGUAGGU